Aspergillus alliaceus is the source of this 972-nucleotide messenger RNA. RefSeq lists its product as uncharacterized. The transcript is spliced from 2 exons. The record is from RefSeq and is a predicted model, not a curated record. NCBI's taxonomy places the organism in Eukaryota, Fungi, Ascomycota, Eurotiomycetes, Eurotiales, Aspergillaceae. Bases 1 to 972 code for a protein of 323 amino acids.
AUGGCAGCAUUUCUCGCGGCAAAUCUAAAUCCUUGCAACUACUUCGGGGGAAAGAGCUUUAAUCCUGACCAAGAUAUCCCAGACUUGUCGGGAAAGGUCGUCUUGGUAACUGGUGGAAAUGCUGGUCUGGGAAAGGAAUCGAUCAUACAGCUAGCCAAGCACAAACCAAACAAGAUAUUUCUUGCUGCGCGGUCGGAGACGAAAGCGCAAAAGGCCAUCAGUUCCAUAAAAGCGGAGCUCGAUCAUCAAGUGGAGAUCAUCUGGCUUCGUCUGGACUUAAUGUCCCUUAAAUCAAUCCAGCAGGCUGCACGGGCAUUUCACGUACAAUCUUCACGCCUCGAUAUCUUGAUCCUCAAUGCUGGUGUGAUGUCUCUUCCGCCGGGAGAGACGGAUAUGGGCCAUGAGAUCCAGUUUGGUACCAAUCACACCGGUCAUUUCCUGCUCACGACGCUUUUGCUUCCGACGUUAUUAAAGACGGCAGAGGAACCCAACUCAGAUGUCCGGAUCAUAUCUCUUUCGUCAGUAGGACAUAACCUGGCACCGUCAUUCGACACCAUCUUAGACCAAGAUCGGCUGAAGAGAUGCAACACUAAUACGCGCUAUGGAGCUUCAAAGGCUGCAAAUAUCCUGUUCGCUGCUGAGCUGGCUCGGCGCUAUCCGUCGAUAACCUCUGUUUCCGUUCAUCCUGGAGUCAUUCUCACAGAUCUAUAUAAUUCUCUGAGCGAACGAUCUAUCAUCGCUGCGUUGGGCUCAAAGACAUUGGGCUUUUUCGGAACACCGGUUCACGCGGGCGCCUAUAACCAGCUGUGGGCCGCUGCUGGUGCAAAGAAGCAAGACCUAUCCAAUGGCAGUUACUAUAUUCCGGUAGGACACCACAAGCCCCAUAACCGGUAUGCCGGCAGCGAGGAAAUGGGAAGACGUCUAUGGGAAUGGACUGAGUCCGAGUUACGCAAGUUCGACGCCCUUAAAUAA